CUGUCCAACAGCUGUGACUAUAACUCCAAAGCUGCGACAGUUGGAGUUCAGCAUUGCCUGUAAUGAUCUGGCGGCCUCGGGCAGAGACAGGAAGCCCAAUGCUUUGGUCCAGGUGGCUGUCAUAGAUCCCCAGAAGCAGCAGCUCGUCUUCCACGCCUGCACAGAGAUAGUGGAGGCAAACAAAGACCCACUGUUUUUGACGGGGGUGACCUUCCCUUCAGAAUAUCCUGACAGCCAAGACUCACUGGUCAAGCUAACUGUGUAUGAUGCAAAAAACAAGAGCCAAGAAUCAAGCUCCUUCCUCGGUAGCGCUACCUUUUCCAUCGGGGAUCUGCUGAGGGCUAAAGAUGGACGACUGACCUUGAGCCUGAGGUCGUCGGAUGGUGUGUGCCCAGCAGGGACAGUGUUAGUGAGUCGACUGAAGAUGGGGGAGAUGGAGGAGGCUGACCACAUCGCCACCGACUCGUCCUCACAGAAGUGUCCGUUGGUGUGUGAGCCUGCGGACCAGCCCUGCAUCGACAGAGAAGAUUACGCUCUAACUGGGCCAGUGUUCAGGAACCCGGUAUGCAAGGUGUACAGAUUUCAGACAGUGGACAGCAAGUGGAUGCUGGUGCGGGAACAAAUGGAGGAGUGCACUCUGUCGUUCACCAUCCCCAAACAGCUGCUGUCGCUCUACAUCCAGGAGGACAGGAGCAGGGUGCAGGAUCUGGAGGAACUGGGGGAACUCUCUCCUCACUGGGACAACCUGAGGAAGGAGGUUGUGACGCGAUACGGAGGAAUCAUCGGCUCUUACCAGGAGACUUUGGCUGAACUGGAGAAGAUAAGCGGUUCAUUCAAGCCGAGUUGCUGCAAAGCCCAGAAGUCUCUGGAGUUCAUCCCAAUAAACCUGCACACACAGAGGAUGAGAGUGACAUGCCCCCAGAAAACAGAUGCUUUGUAUGACAUUAUCACUGUCGGUGCUCCAGCAGCCCACUUCCAGGGCUUUAAGUGUGGAGGCCUGCAGCGUCUCCUGAGCAGAUAUGAAGCAGAGAAGAAGAGCUUUAGCACUGCCUACCAGUGUAUCUACUACUCCCCUCAGCACACAGCCAAAGCCCAGGAGGUACUCAGCACCGUGAGUCUCCUCCAGCCCCUCAUCACGAGCUUGGCUGACCAGCUCCUCCAGGCUGCCCUUGAACACUCCUCCUCUGGACUCAAGGAUGCACUCAAGAGCCUUUCCGACAAGACGGAGCAAUUUGUCCACACGCUUAAGGACGAAUUGGUCAAGAGUGCCCUGCUAGCGUUGCACGCGGCCCGGCCCGGGUACGUCUCCAAGAGCCAGAAGCAAACUCCGGUGCUGUGUCACCAGCAAAGCCAGGGUGGGGACCUGAAUCACAGUCCAGUCCAAGGACUACCGGGCCACAGUCCUGUCACAGAAAGCCCGGUGGCGUGUAAUAAUGUGAAAGGAGGAGACAGUGGGUCGCUGAAGCACCAAGACUCCAUACCACACCACAAAGAGUACGACGAAGAGGAAUGGGACAGGGUUUGGGCCAACGUCGCCAAAUGUCUCAACUGUGUGAUCGCCAUGGUGGAUAAACUCCUCGAAGGUGACAACAGCAAGCCAGAGCCAGCGCCGGAGCAACAGCUCGCUGAUGUCAUCACCUCACACAACCCAGGUGACUGGCGAGAGCAGCUGAGUCCUCUGGUGACCAGACUAAAGGAGUGUGUGUUGGAGGUGGUGGAGAAAGCAAAGAGAGCAAUGACCUUCGUCCUCCUGCAGGAGGCAGCGUGCAGCAUACCUCAAGGCCUCCACCUGCAGCAGAGGAGAGACGUGGUCUUCAGUCAGGCACUGGCAGCGCUGGCGUGUGGCUUUGUGAUGAGGCUGUACGCAGGCUUGCAGGACAAAGACUUCCUGAGGCAGCUCCACCUCGUCGGCCUGGUGGCUCAGUUCGAGAGCCUGCUGAGCACUUACAGUGAAGAGAUCGGGAUGCUCGAGGACAUGGAGACUGGAAUCUCUGACCUGCAGAGAGUCACAUUCAAGAUCACAGAGGCCAAAGCGGAUGACCUCAGUGACCUGCAGCCUUCAGUUUGUGGCCGACGAGACCACUUCACUGUCGAAGUGCCAUUACCACAAGUGAUUUUUCAGACCUUGCCAGAAGAGAUCAAGGAGGGCAGGCCUCUGCGAGUUUUCCCCGUUCUGUUUAACGUUGGCAUCAAUGAGCAACAAACUAUAGCUGAGAGGUUCGGAGAUAUCUCUCUACAAGAAAGAAUAAACCAGAAGAACUUUGAGAUUUUAGAAGCCUAUUAUAAGACGUUAAGAGAAAAGGUGCCACUAGAAUGUCUACCAUGUUUUCAGACACAGACUGACAUAAAGGAAUUACUUGAAACGCUGGGCCAGAAUGUAGUCACAAAGAAGAGGAAGAACGUUGAAAUACUGUGGCUUGCUGGAACUGUGAGUUUGGUUAUUAUUCAAACUUUCUCUUCCUCUCAAGGAAGUUUUCUCUCAAGCGUAUGACAGAUUUCAGAGGCUUUUUUUUUUUUUUGCAAAAAUACAAAUCUUAUGCUACACUUGAUUUAUUCCCUUCUUAAAAGGGCACUGAGCCAAAGACAAUCAACAAUCUGAGCAAGAUUGAUUGACUUUGGAAGAGAACACGGUAUGGAUUCUGACCUUCAUUAUAUAGCGAUGUUUACCUUGUGCUAGAGAACUGUUAAGUGUGUCCUUAUGAUACUUAUAUUAAGGUCAUAGCAGUUAAGUUGUGUGAGAAGUGAGUGAGAAGCGCAGGCCGCAGCCUGCAGUGAAUGCUUCAUUGGCAGUGUUAUCUCUUAAUCUCACAUCAAUCUCACGCUGUCACUGUAUCCUCCUUUGACUUGUUGGCUUUGUCCUCUCAAUUUAAAGACUGAUCAGGCUCAGACUUCUAAGUGUUGGGACAUAUUUUAAAAGUAAGCUGGAAUGUUAAAAACAGAGUGCA
Messenger RNA from Poecilia latipinna (sailfin molly), 2945 nucleotides. It is a transcript of the gene inpp4b, whose product is annotated as inositol polyphosphate-4-phosphatase type II B. Gene Ontology annotation, molecular function: phosphatidylinositol-3,4-bisphosphate 4-phosphatase activity. NCBI's taxonomy places the organism in Eukaryota, Metazoa, Chordata, Actinopteri, Cyprinodontiformes, Poeciliidae. The record is from RefSeq and is a predicted model, not a curated record. Bases 425 to 2491 code for a protein of 688 amino acids. Gene Ontology annotation, cellular component: cytoplasm. The transcript is spliced from 19 exons.